Molecule: messenger RNA, 1686 nt
Organism: Symbiodinium natans
Lineage: Eukaryota; Dinophyceae; Suessiales; Symbiodiniaceae
Source: the annotation of a GenBank genome assembly
AUGCAGGACGUCUUGGAAGUGGUGGCCAUACAUGAGAAGCAGCUGGUGGCCAUAUCGGAGCAGCACUGCCGGGCCUUGGACAGUACUGUCCAGUCUAUGAGAGUCCAACUCGAGGCCUUGAAUGUCUUUGGAGGCAUUGGAGACGUCGGCGUCCAAGGUGAUGCAUCCUCAGGGGGUGGCAGUCGCCGCGAGCUUCACAUCUGCCAGGGUCCUUCCCCCACGAUCCAGCCGCACAUCACGAAAGACACGCCAGCUGUGAGUCCAGGCCACUCAAAGGGUUCAAACAUCUCCGAUGGCUCGGUGGCUUCAGAUGCGGAUUCAAAUAUCUCUGAUGCCGCUGUUUCAGACGUGUCUGCACCAUUGUCUUCGGAGAAUCAGCUGGCCGAGCGCAGGGACCCGAAGCACCAUUCGGCCAAAGGUCAGAAUGAGACGGUCGCCUAUAUGUUUACGGAUCCCUGGAACAGCAAGCAGAGCCAACGCAUGGAAUUGUGCACGAUGGAGGUCGCCCUUUGCCUGGACCAUGUUGCGGGGGCUUUGGUGCUUCUGCAUUCAGUGCUGCUUAUGUUUCAGCUGGAGAUGGAGGGUCGCCAGAUUGCCUUCCAGCUGGGAGUCGACCAAGAGCGUCAGAAUUUCGAUGGUGUUCUGCCUAUUUUCCAAGUGCUGGACAGCAUGUUUGUUUUUAUUUUCCUGACAGAGCUCCUCAUUCGCAUCAUCCAUGAAAGGUCGAGGUUUGUGAAGGACAUUGCAAACUGGCUGGACUUCAUCUUUGUGGCAGGUGGAUUGGUGGACUUUUUUGUGACUAUGGCUCCGUCUGCGCCGGGAGAUCAGGACAUGGUUACUUUACGCUUCGUGUCGGCACUGAAGGCUUUCCGGCCCAUUCGAAUGGUGAGGAGCUUCAGACUCUCGCGGGGGCUCCGUACGCUCGUGAAGGCUUGCCAACGCUGCUUGCCUUCGCUGUGCUGGUCCAUGCUGCUCUUGGCGUUCUUCAUGUGCAUGGGAGCUUUGAUCUUGGGUAACCUGCUGCAAGACUUCAUCAAAGACGAAACGAGGCUUCUAGAAGACCGCAUGUGGGUCUGGAAUCGGUAUGGCACCACUUACCGCGCUUUGUACACACUUUAUGAGAUAACAUUCGCAGGGAAUUGGCCUACGAAUGUCAGACCGAUUCUCGAGACAGUGAGUCACGCUUACGUGAUCUUCUAUUUCCUGUACGUCACAAUUAUUGUGUUUGCUAUCAUCCGAGUGAUAUCAGCCAUCGUUCUCAAGGACACCCUUGAUGAGGCCAAGAUGGAUGCCCAGGAGCUGGUGCUGAACAAAAUGCGAAAGAGAAGUUAUGACAUGGAGAGGUUGGAGGAUGUGUUCUAUGCCAUGCUUGACGACGACGGCCGCGAAGCAGGUAUCCUCACGGAGAAGCGACUGGGCGAAUUGCUUGCAAACCCGAAGGUCAAAGCAUACUUGUCAACGCUGGAGAUUGAUGUACAAGACGGUGCUGCUUUGUUCCACCUAUUGGACAGCGACGACCUGGGGGAGGUUACCUUGCAUGACUUCAUCAGCGGCAUCAUGAGAUUCAAAGGGCGAGCCCGAGCGAUCGACACUUUUGCGCUUCAGAUCGGUGUCAACCAGCUGGAUGCCAAACUGCAAAAGCUGAUGGUUCGGCUGAAUCAGAAUCAAGCUGACAAGCCAGUGUAG